CGCGUGCGGUGCGGUGCCAACGAAAAGGAGAUUUCCUUCUUUGCGAGCGAAGUAAGACGUGGAAAUGGCAUUUGGUUGUGAGUGCGAAUGGCCCCGAUGUUGCACGAACAUUCAUACUCGAAGAGUGUCGGAGAUGACGUCUUCUGUCACUACCAUGACAGCAACACCGAAGACCAGGAGCAUACGAAUGAUGCACUUAACGACUGUGUCGGGUUUCAGGGCCAACGGAGCAAGAGGAUAUGAAUGAUCCGUCUUUCAGAGGCAUCAGACCUGACGAAUCACGGCGCGGCGGCGAUUCGGGGCUACCUCUUCCCAAUCAAUCUCUGCUGCUGGAGGCCGUAUGUGCAUGUCGCCCGAGGUGAGAUAUAUAUCGGCAUCAAACAAUGCGACGCCUUUCAACACUCGUCGUUCCUCAAAGACGCGCGCGUCGCCGCCGCAGGUGUCAAUUGAAGUGGCGAAGGAGGAGAAGGAAGAGGCGGAUGUUGGUGGCACAGAAGAUAGCGGGGGUCUUUGCGGGUUGAGUACAUGAUGAUUGAUGCAGAUAUUGUCCUCGAUAGAUUGAUCUCUCUCUCGUGCCACAAGCCACAGAUGACGAUCUUGGCAGGAACAGGGUGGGGAUCCUUGUCUCGCAUGGUUGGAAGUUGGAACAGUAGUGUCAUGCAGACGUCAACGGCAGCUGCAAGGCUGCAGUGCUCGUGCGGUGGAGACUACUGGAAGUUCUACAUAUGCGAGGACGAUGCGCAGUGCUGAGCUCGGAGUGCAUUGAUGGAGACGGACGGUUCGAUGGGAGGCGCCAUCGAGAGCGACAGGAAGCUGCGAGUGUCACUGUCACGUCGGACGGUAUGAUGUAUGAUGCAACACUUGCACUACCGUGGCAGAAGUUGGCACAAGAACUGAUAUUGGAUGUUUAAUGCAGUGCGUCGGCGUCGGCGUCGGCGUCCGCAUCGGCGAGAGCGCUGAUUGGCGCUGAUGCUGGUUAUUGCGACAGCAGUCGUCAACUUUGUUUCCGCCGCGCCGUCUAAACCUUCUCGCACUUC
Molecule: messenger RNA, 1037 nt
Organism: Pseudocercospora fijiensis CIRAD86
Lineage: Eukaryota; Fungi; Ascomycota; Dothideomycetes; Mycosphaerellales; Mycosphaerellaceae
Exons: 2
Coding region: 244-450 (68 amino acids)
Source: RefSeq, a predicted model, not a curated record